AGAGAGAGAGAGAGAGAGAGAUAGAGACGGACAGACAGCGCGAACGAGAUUUAAAGAGAGAUAGAAGAGUAACGUUCGGCCCGCUCUCGGCCAAACGAAGAGUAGCGCGCACACUCCAGGAGGAUAUCCACGACAUCAAGAGAUACAAGUCUUAAAGUUGUCGAAUCGAGGGCGUAGAUAAAGCCUAAGUGAAAGCCAGAGGAAAGAAGUGAAAAUGGGUGCGCGACAGAGCAGAAGGUCCGUUGACAUAACGACAACACCGAAAAAGGAGGGUUUACCCACCGAGGGUGUCAUUGGCGAAGGCCCUGAAAACAUUGAGAAGCUGGGGAUGAUUGAAGAGGCGGACGCAAAGCCGACCUCGAAUGGUGUUGCACCUCACACGGAUACCAGCGACGAUAAGGACAAGGACAAGGACGAGGCUACCGAGAAAGACCAAGACAAGGAGAAACAGCCCGAGGAGGUAGCGGCCAAGGAGGAAGUGAAGACCGCGGAGCUGUCGGCAGGGGAAGCGAUCGCAGAGGUGACGGCGGAGGCUGCGCCGGCCGAGGUCACGACACCCACCACCGAGACUCCCGUCACUCCAGCCAGCCCCAACUCUACCGCUACGACACCAGACACCAAGGAAGCCAAAAAGAAGGACAAGAGCAAGAAGAAGUGGUCAUUCAGGUCGAUCAGCUUCAGCAGAAAAGAUAAGAGCAAACCGGUGCGCGAGGCUACACCGAAGAAUGGAGACGUCGCCAAGGAGGAGCCACUUACAGAGGGCGGUGAGGAAGCCGAGGCCGCGGCAGCGACGACAGGGGAGGCCAGCAGCCCCGACGACAAGUCCGUCGUGAGCAGUCCCUCGGAGGAGUCGAAGGAUGAGGCCAAGGAGAAGAGCCCGUCCGAGGAGGCCCCCUCCAGUCCCGUAGCCGCCGAUCCACCAGCCGAGGAGCAGCCCGCCACCAAGAAGGAGCAGUUACCGCCCGCCUCCGGCCCAGCUCCGGUCGAGGUCGUCCCAGUCCCCGCCACAGCCACAGCCACAGCCGCAGUCACCACCGCCGCAGCCCCAGUCACUCCAGCCGCUCCAGCCGCGCUCCCCGAGAGCAAAGACGAGAGCACCCCGGAGUCGGAGCCGGCCCCCGUCCUCGAGAACAACCUCGCGGCCAAGAAUGAAAUCCUGCCGAUGGAGAACGGCGUGGCUGACGAGGCCCCCAAGAGCCCCCCACCCGCUGUUCCCGUGGAGGCGCCCCAGACCGCACCCGCCAUCACCGAGGACGUCGCUUCAGUGACCAAGGCCAUUGAGGAGAUUGACAUAAGCGAGAAGGCUGUCGCUGCAGCUGUUAAUGAAAAUAUUGAGAGUGCUGGAAAGAAUGAAAUUGUCGCCGACUCAAUCCACCAAAACAACUUGAAUGAAUAAGCGCCGCUAACCGAAUUGUAUUUUGGGAAGAAGAAAGUUUUUUCUCUCGUUAAAACCAAAAAAGUAUAUUAUAUAGAAAUGUAUAUUUGGACCAUUCCUGCAACAAAACCGAAAAUGACGUUCUUUUGUUUCGAGCAGCAGCAGCAGCAGCAGCAGCA
Ceratosolen solmsi marchali is the source of this 1554-nucleotide messenger RNA. Its product is annotated as proteoglycan 4. NCBI's taxonomy places the organism in Eukaryota, Metazoa, Arthropoda, Insecta, Hymenoptera, Agaonidae. The transcript has 8 exons. Bases 215 to 1396 code for a protein of 393 amino acids. The record is from RefSeq and is a predicted model, not a curated record.